Messenger RNA from Notothenia coriiceps (black rockcod), 1547 nucleotides. RefSeq names its product multiple inositol-polyphosphate phosphatase 1a (gene minpp1a). Gene Ontology annotation, molecular function: inositol phosphate phosphatase activity; acid phosphatase activity. The transcript has 5 exons. Bases 73 to 1452 code for a protein of 459 amino acids. NCBI's taxonomy places the organism in Eukaryota, Metazoa, Chordata, Actinopteri, Perciformes, Nototheniidae. The record is from RefSeq and is a predicted model, not a curated record.
GUCGCAGUUGUUUUGGAUUUAGAUACAUUUUGGGGACAGUUGCAUUUUAAGCAUUUUCUUGCGUGGAAAAUUAUGACUUUUUUUUGGAAGUUCACUGUCAUUCAUGUCCUCAUCAUCCCCUGCUGUGUAGUUAAUUAUGUAAUUCCUGAGGACAAUUUUGACAUACCAUCAAUCGCCAAAUAUUUCAACACAAAAGGGAGGUAUGAAGAAGUGAACCCGCAUCUCAUAAAGGACAUAUUCGCUGUAAACAGAUCUAUCCUGCAGCCUCCAUCUGCACAAUGUCAACCAUUUCAUCUGACGGCGAUAAUAAGACACGGCACGAGGUACCCGACGAGCAAAAACGCCAAGGAGAUGCAGCAGCUCUACAACAUGGUCAUGAGCAGCGCCUCGGGCAAAGAGAGCUGGCUGCGGGAAAUCAAGAGCCAGUGGCGGAUGUGGUACACUGAGGACAUGGACGGCAGACUGGUGCAGAAAGGUGUGGAGGAUCACAAGCAUCUGGCCAUCAGGCUGUCAAAGCUGUUCCCCUCUCUGAUCUCAGAGGAGAAGCUCCGAGGAGGAUUCAUCAAAUUCAUAACCAGCUCAAAGCACAGGUGUGUCAACAGCACGCUGUCCUUCAAGGCAGGACUGACAGAGCUGUGGGCGAUUACAGAUCAGGACUUUCACCAUGCAAUUAAUGAUUCUGUCAUGAGGUUUUUUGACCAUUGCACCAGGUACGUGCAGGAGGUUGAUAAUAACUCCUCAGCUCUGUCAGAGAUCAACACGUUCAGGCAGGGACCAGAGAUGAGGAGGGUCACGGAGAAGAUCGCAGACCGUCUCGGAGUCCAGUACAGUCUCAUCACACAAGAUAUGGCUGAUGCUGCAUUUUACCUGUGUGCUUAUGAAUUUGCAAUCAAGGCAGUGAACUCGCCUUGGUGUCAACUUUUCGAUGAGGAAGAUGCAAAGGUAAUAGAGUAUGCAAGUGACCUGAGGGAAUAUUGGAAAAGAGGAUACGGUUAUGAUAUUAACAGCAAGUCGAGCUGCAUUCUCUUCCAUGACGUGUUUAACCGACUUAACAAGGCAGCAAGUGAGAACAAGUCAGGACAGCAGUUGACUGAAGCUGUCACAGUCCAGGUGGGCCAUGCAGACACUCUGCUGCCACUGCUCACCCUCCUGGGCUUCUUCAAGGACAACGUAUCCCUGAAUUCAAGUAACUACGCAACACAGACCCAACGCUCCUUCCGCACCAGCCACAUGUUACCCUAUGCAGCUAACCUCCUCCUGGUGCUGUACGACUGUGGAGCCGGAGAGCUGAGGCUGCAGGCGCUGCUCAACGAGAAGCCUGUGACUUUCCCCGGGUUGAGCGACCAGCAGGCCUCCAUGCCUCGCUAUGAAGACGUCAAAGAGAACUACAGGGAGCUGCUCCAAGGCUGUGACUUUGAGACCGAGUGUCAGCUGUUCAAGAGUCCUGCUUAACUUUAGGAAGACAGGGAAGAUCCUGGAAAAUAGGUUUAUAGUGGCUUUGUAUGUAAUAUUUGCUAAGCUAAAUAAACACUACCCUGAACAUGUUG